Anoplophora glabripennis (Asian longhorned beetle) is the source of this 1144-nucleotide messenger RNA. Its product is annotated as ADP-ribosylation factor-like protein 16. Bases 1 to 525 code for a protein of 174 amino acids. The record is from RefSeq and is a predicted model, not a curated record. Gene Ontology annotation, molecular function: GTPase activity; GTP binding. The transcript has 2 exons. Lineage: Eukaryota; Metazoa; Arthropoda; Insecta; Coleoptera; Cerambycidae.
AUGAUCCUCUGUUUAGGCCCAUUAAGUUCGGGCAAGACUCUACUCCUAAAAAACCUCCAGAGCAAUGAAAAUAUCGAUAAUACGACCACUGCUGUGCCCACAAUGGGCACAAACAUUUUCAAAAUCAGGAUCCAGGACAGUAUCUAUGAAAUUCGCGAACUAGGUGGAGCUAUGGCACCUAUAUGGUCGAUGUACUUAAACAAUGUUUGCAAGGUGAUAUACGUUGUAGAUGCAUCAAACUUGUGCCAGAUAUCUGCGGCCAGUGUGCUUCUGUAUACCAUAUUAGUGAAUCCUGCUCUGAAAAAUGCGGAAUUUUUAUUGGUAUUAACUAAAAUGGAUGUCAGCUACAGACAAAUGAGGAACGAGGCGCUCUUGAUGUUGCAGAUGAAGAGAUUACAGAAAGAAGUUAAACAAAAUAUUACAAUUACGGAAGCAAGUGCGAUAAGUGGGGAAGGUAGAAAGGAAAUUCUAAAUUGGAUAAAGAAUGAUAAGUCGCUAGUUAAUAAAAAACAGGACAAAAAUUAGUGCUAAGUAUAGAGGUUGUACCUGAAGAGAUACGUUAAAUGAAUAUAAUGUUUUAUUUAUUGUGCAAAGUAUAGUUAAAACCAAAGAUUUUUAAUUUUGUUAAUUUGAAAAUAAUAAAGUACGCAUUAAAAAUGUUUUAUUAGAAUAUUUUCAUUUAUAAUUUUAUAAGGGAAAAUAUUGUCGUGACACGUUAGCUGUUGGAUGUUCUAAUUAUAAAAAUCCUGUGAUUACAUAAUUUCAAAAGCGGCGGACACGUCGAUUUUGUCAGUAUCAUUUCCAGUAAUCCAAAGUAUAUGUAUAUAUGAUGUUUUGGAAUUAUAUUUUUACAUUUUUUUUUUAAUUAUGAAUUUUUAAAUAAAACUCAACUUUCAGUUUUUCAACUGAUACAAUAAUUUACAUUGGAUUUAUUUAAAUAAAAUUUAUUGUUAUGCACAGAGGUUUUGUUGAUUAAUAGAAAAUUUAUAAAUUUCUUUAUCUAUGUUAUAUUAAAUUAUUUGUGUGUUCAGGAUUCAGGGUUUUAAUUUUGCCCAAUUGUAUGUACAUACAGUGUAGGAAAGUACCGAUGGUCUAUCAGAAGUUACGUGAGAGCGAUAAAGUAAGCCAUAGAAAUCCAUGUGAU